AUGUCCGACGAGCAACAGCAGCAGAACAACAAGAGCACCGUCUUUCGCUGGCUCCUCAUCUUUCUCGUCCCGCUCAUUUUCCUCGCCAUCUGGAACUACAAGCCAGACACCACCGUCACAAAAAAAAAGGACAAAAUGUCUAUUGCCCCGCUCGUCUUUCCCGCGGCGUCUCGCCACACGGCCACCGUCAUCUUUGUCCAUGGUCUGGGCGAUACGGGCCAUGGAUGGGCUUCGGCUGUUGAGAAUUGGCGAAGGAGGCAGAGGCUCGAUGAGGUCAAGUUCAUCUUGCCUCAUGCGCCUCAGAUUCCCAUCAGUGUGAACAUGGGAAUGAGAAUGCCGGGGUGGUUUGACGUGAAGCAACUUGGCGGCGAUGUCAACACCCUCAUCCGCAGCGAGGACACAGAGGGUAUCAAGAGAAGCCAGCAGUACUUCCACAACCUGAUCCAGGAGGAGAUCGACGCCGGCAUCCCUUCGGAGCGCAUCGUCCUGGGCGGCUUCUCCCAGGGCGGCGCCAUGUCCAUCCUUUCGGGUCUGACCUGCAAGAACAAGCUCGGAGGCAUCAUCGGCAUGUCGUCGUGGCUGCUCCUCUCGCAAAGCUUCGCGGGGAUGGUGUCGCCCACCGACGCCAACCGACAGACCCCCGUCAAGAUGUUCCACGGCGACGCGGACCCCAUUGUCAAUAUUCAGCGGGGCAAGCUGAGCGUCGACCUGCUCAAGGAGCUUGGCUAUGAUGUGACUUGGAAGGUUUACCCUGGUAUGGGACAUUCUGCUUGUCUCGAGGAGCUGGACGAGGUUGAGGCUUUCCUGCGCCAGCAGCUCCCUCCCAAGAACUAG
Fusarium keratoplasticum is the source of this 834-nucleotide messenger RNA. RefSeq names its product Acyl-protein thioesterase 1. Gene Ontology annotation, cellular component: cytoplasm. Gene Ontology annotation, biological process: protein depalmitoylation. Gene Ontology annotation, molecular function: carboxylic ester hydrolase activity; palmitoyl-(protein) hydrolase activity. The record is from RefSeq and is a predicted model, not a curated record. Bases 1 to 834 code for a protein of 277 amino acids. The transcript is spliced from 4 exons. NCBI's taxonomy places the organism in Eukaryota, Fungi, Ascomycota, Sordariomycetes, Hypocreales, Nectriaceae.